This is a messenger RNA of Camponotus floridanus (Florida carpenter ant), 1817 nucleotides long. RefSeq names its product protein YIPF6. The coding region runs from base 545 to 1207 and encodes 220 amino acids. The record is from RefSeq and is a predicted model, not a curated record. Lineage: Eukaryota; Metazoa; Arthropoda; Insecta; Hymenoptera; Formicidae. The transcript is spliced from 8 exons. Gene Ontology annotation, cellular component: trans-Golgi network; membrane. Gene Ontology annotation, biological process: endoplasmic reticulum to Golgi vesicle-mediated transport.
UCACGAUCAAUGCAACAGCGUAAACGAAAACUCGCCGAUUAAUUCGUGACUGGAACAUUGUGAAAAAAUUUUGCCAGCAAGCAGACGAUGUCACCGACUGAUUGUUGCUUCACCGCUAUUUUAUCGAGGCAUAUUAAUCGCGUGAAUUAAUUGAUAUGUCAUUCGAACACAGCCACGCUGCAAUCUUCACUACUUACGACACCGAUGCCAUCUGCCGAGAGUUUCUUAUCCAGCCGAAUGUCAUUUCCAGCUUUCUGGAUCGUCGAGAAUUAUCGGCGAUUCGUCCCGAUUCGCUCAAACCAGUCGAUCGACGAUCAGGAACAUCACGAAUAAUCCGACAUAAAUGCGGCGUAAUCUUCGUGAUUUCAUGUUGUUCUCGAUAAUAGCGAGUCGCAAGUGUAAAUCCGCGAGUGCAUCCUCGGGAUCGUCGACGCUACGCGCUUCCUUCUAGUUCCUCGCAAUAAUUUAUGUCCGCGUCGACAGUAAACAUGGCGGCGAUGGACGGCGAGACGAAACUUGACGCAAGUAUCAUCCUGUUGCAAAUAUGUACGAUGAUGUUACGUACACUGUGGAUCCGCAGCACAUUGAGGGUGAGAUGACAAUAGGUACAAAGCAAAAAUCAACAACUUUAGGAGAGCCAGAAUUUAAUACAUUAGAUGAACCUAUCAGAGACACAAUUUUGAGGGAUGUUCGAGCAGUAGGCAAGAAGUUUUUCCAUGUUUUAUAUCCUAAAGAGAAAAAAAGUCUACUUAAGGAAUGGGAUCUGUGGGGACCAUUAAUAUUAUGUACAUUUAUGGCAAUGAUAUUACAAGGUUCAACUGAUGCAGCAGAUAAUUCAAAUGAUGGAGGACCUGAGUUUGCAGAAGUAUUUGUUAUUGUAUGGAUUGGAUCUAUGGUCGUUACAUUGAAUUCAAAACUAUUGGGUGGAAAUAUAUCUUUCUUCCAAAGUGUUUGUGUCUUAGGAUAUUGUCUAUUACCAACUGCCAUUGCAUUAAUUUUAUGCAGAAUUAUACUAAUAGUGCAGCAAACUACUCUCUUAUUUAUCCUAAGAUUCAUAAUCACUAUGAUUGGAUUUUUGUGGGCAACAUAUGCAUCUAUGGCAUUCCUUGGCGAUAGUCAACCUACAGGGAGGAAAGCAUUGGCGGUAUAUCCAAUUUUUCUUUUUUACUUUGUCAUAUCGUGGUUAGUUAUAUCCCAUACUACAUAAAAUGCAAUGCCAUAAUCAAUUUGUCACAAGACUGUUACAUUGCUUUGGCCUUCUGUAUGAGUUCUGAAAGAUGAAAAAAGAAGGGACAGAAGGAAAUGCAAGUAUUUCAUAUAUGAUAUUUUUCGUAUUUGGACAUAUUCCAGUAUCAUGCUUUUGUGAAUAAUACACAUAUAGAUAUAUAUAUAGUAGUCAAGUAUUUAUUAUCUCUUUAGAUUAUCAUUCAAUAUGUCAAUUAUAAGAUUUCUAACUAUAUCCUAAUUCUAUUAAUUGCACGUUAGCAAUUAAGCUAAAUUUAUUGUACAAAAAUAUACUCUUUCUCACUGAAAAAGAUGAAAAAAGGAUUGAAAUUGUCAGAAUAGAUAUAUUAUACAUUCAAUUGAAACAUAGACUAAGAUUUACAAAAAAUUGUUCUGUAAAAGUCAUAGUCUAUGUUUCAAUUGAAUGUACCUGGAAUAUAGAUUAAUAAAAAAAAAACAUGCGAUGUAGUAUGAAUAAUGAUGGCUUAUAUCAUUGACUUUGAACUGCAUUUGAAUACUUCCUAUACUUCCAUAAAUUUUAGUGAUCAUUUUUUUACUCUUUAUCGAAUCACAAUUUUUUAAUUAUAACAAAC